Messenger RNA from Peromyscus californicus insignis, 3966 nucleotides. RefSeq names its product TSPY like 5 (gene Tspyl5). The transcript is spliced from 2 exons. Bases 78 to 1307 code for a protein of 409 amino acids. Gene Ontology annotation, biological process: nucleosome assembly. NCBI's taxonomy places the organism in Eukaryota, Metazoa, Chordata, Mammalia, Rodentia, Cricetidae. Gene Ontology annotation, cellular component: nucleus; chromatin. Gene Ontology annotation, molecular function: chromatin binding; histone binding. The record is from RefSeq and is a predicted model, not a curated record.
GUCACGGUUGCCAUGGAGAGGCCGGCUCGGCAGAGACCCCGGGCUGACAGAGCUUUGAAGCGGUGUCCGUCCGCACCAUGAGCGGCCGUAGUAGGGGUCGAAGGUCUUCCCGUGCCAAAGGCCGGGGCAAAGGCCGGGCCAGAGCCCGGGUCCGCGCCGCCGAGGACGAGGCCUGGCGCGACGCGAAGUCGCCGCAGGACCCGCAGCUCGGGGAGGACGCCGCGGCCGCGCAGGUGCAGGCCGACGCUGCUUCCGGAGGCUCGGAACCAGCCGAGCUCGGGGACGAUGCGGCCUGCCGCGUCCCGCUGGACUGCGGCCUGGCGCUGCGGGCUCGGGCUGCGGACGAGCGCGGGCUGGCGGCCACUGACCCAGCCCUGGAAUUGGCCACAUCCCUCGCCGAGCGCCUGGCCACCGACACCGGCUUCGUUGGAACCGUAGGAGCCUUGGCGAGGCUGCGACACCGCACCCGCGUUGGAAAUCGGCGAGUCCCCGGGAGGAGGGCCCCAGAUACUCGGAGCGCCGCGGGAAGGAGACCUCAGGCCACAGUCAGUGGGAAGCCAAAGAUGGGCUCUGCGGGGCCAUGUGUCGCUGUCCCAGUGGGGGAGGAAAGGAAGGUGGCAGAGAAGCAUGCUGGGUCAGGGUCCUUCGCGAUGAUAGGCAGCAUGGAUACCCUGGAGACGGUCCAGCUAAAGCUGGAGACCAUGAAUGCACAGGCCGACAGGGCCUAUCUCAGGCUCUCCCGCAAGUUCGGCCAGUUGCGCCUUCACCAUUUAGAGCGCAGGAACCUCCUUAUCGAGAGCAUCCCUGGCUUCUGGGGGAAAGCCUUUCAGAACCAUCCCCAGCUGUCAUCUUUUCUGAAUACCAAAGAUAAGGAGGUAUUGACCUACAUGAACAGACUGGAGGUGGAAGAGCUUGGCCUCGCUAGAUUGGGCUACAAAAUCAAGUUCUACUUUGCCCCAAACCCCUAUUUCCAAAAUAAGGUGCUCGUCAAGGAAUAUGGAUGUGGUCCCUCCGGUCAAGUGGUGUCUCGCUCAGCUCCAAUCCAGUGGCUCCCAGGUCAUGAUCUACAGUCCCUAAGCAAGGAAAACCCAGAAAAUAAUGGUAGCUUCUUUGGGUGGUUUUCAAAUCACGGCUCUAUUGAGUCUGACAAGAUCGUUGAGAUAAUCAACGAGGACCUGUGGCCCAAUCCUCUACAGUACUACCUGGUCAGUGAAGAAGCCCGUGGGGAGAAAGGCAAGGAAGAAAGGCCAGGCCCAGCAAAACAGCCAGUGGAGACCGCUGAGCCUGGGGCGAAGCAGUCCAACUGAUGCUGCAUGGAUCUCCCCACUACCUCCUGAUGGACCUGUUAGGCUGACCACGUGGGUUUGGUAGUCUGCCUUCUGUUGAUGCCAUCUUAUGUACACUGCAGCCGCUUUGGACUGAUCUUCAAGAAUGUGGAAUUUGUGAUCAUGUUCUUUGCUUCCCCAUGGCCUCACCUUGUCACAAUAGUGACGCAUCUCACUCUCACUGCUUGCAUAUUAAGCACUAAGAUGUAUGCAGCUUUACACUAUCCAGUCCCUGUUAUUAGCUCUGGCCCUUCCCACCUGUCUUUCUGGUGGACAUUCCGAGUCAUCGUCCAGAUGGAUACUCAAGCUAUGUUACUUCGUGGCCAGUCAGCUGGGCUUCCUCUUCAUUUUAGCCAUGCAUGUUAUCAAUGGCAAGGUUUUCUGUUGCCUUCACAAAACGAAGCCAGUGCACAUGGCAUUGACCAUCAGCCAGAUUUUAUUGUUCUGUGGGUCUGGGGUCAACAACCAAGGUUCUUCCUGUUUUGUUUCCAGCUUCAGCCUAGGGUCCAGCAGACUACUGUGGACGAGGUCAAGGGCAAACAGGAGUAAAUUCUAUGUUCUUCACAUCUCUUCUUGCCUCUGGGCCAGUCUACUAGUGAACCUUCAUGCAAGUCUGGCCAUGCCUGAUUGUAGUCAGUCCGUUGACUGUUGGCUAGGUUGCUGUUGGCUCCAACUGACUUGUUCAUGAAAGACCUCAAGAACCUGCCUAUGGACCCAGGCAUCCUCACAGUGCAUGAGCUACAAACCUACCCUCCACAGACUUAGGAACCCUCCUGGUGGGCAGCCUGGUAUUUGUGAGUCCUGAGGAGGGUAGGGCUUUGGGCCACAGCCUUAUCAACUAGGUAUCUGUGUCAACUGUCCUUGUUCCUUGCUGAGAUGGGACAAGAGCACUUCAGUGGGAUGCUGAGGAAGACAGAUUUUUCAUUUGUAUGCCUGUGUUUACUUCACACCUCCAUGCAACUAGUCCACUUCCCUAUCUACCUACCCUGUCCUUCCUACUCUCCUCCUUGUUCCCCCACCCCCUGCCUCCUACCUUUAAAAUAGCAUCAGCUCAGACAAAGAAAUUCAUCAUCCAGGCUUUUCUGUGUACAGCUAGGGAGGUAGAUAGGGCUUCCCAUGCACACGCAUGUAGGAGGCUGAGAUAGGGAAAAAAAAGCAAAAAACAAAAAACAAAAACAAAACCAGAAGGCCUCAAGAGGGUCUAUGGCUAGACCUGGGCCCUGAAUCCCGGAUUCAUUCUGUAGUUCUAAAGUUGUAUGCAUCUGCUAGGAUGCCCCUAAGGCAGCAGUGUUGUGGACUCUAGUUUAGUCUUCUGUGUGUUCCUUAAAGACCCAGGGGCUUCCUUUUGUCUCCGUUGGUAGCCUGUGCAACUGGGAUCCUCAACCCUCAGCUUUCCUUACUUCUUAGCCCAAAUAUACUCACUAUGGGGGAAUCCCAAGGUGUUCUUAGGGACAGGCAUAGGCAGGGCCUGUUCUAGAUAUUUCUAGUGAGUGUGCAGGCUGAGAUGGGCCCUCUCUGCCCAGGCUUGCCUGUGUCCUGACUUGCCUUCAGUGGAAAGUAGAACUCUCUAAACCAGUCUUUCUCCAGACCCACAUUCUGCUAUGAAAGACUUCAUCCUAACCUCUGUGAGGGGGUCCUUGACUCAGUGGUAAGGGGAUGAUAGGCAGGGGAAUCACGGCAAGAGAACAUAGAAUAGGUAUGAGCCUGGUAUUGAGUGGAUCAGUAAAAACUUGACAGAAAUGGCUUGUGAAGCUGCAGAGUGUGAUCCUAUCUCUCAGUGAUGAAGGUGACAGGAGAGACCUUACUCAGGGUUGGGAAGGGAGAAUUAAAGGGAUUGUUGGUAAACAUACCUGGGCAAGGAUGGAUCCAGAGUUCUGGACAGUUUUUAUCAUCAUUAGUGGAUUUUUUUUUGUAAUCAUAGAAACAAACCAAAAGCAAUGUUACUGUGUUGGAUGUUUUCUGUUCUAGGUGCAGCUUUGUGUAUGUGGAAGAUUGUGCUAUAUGCUGUGUAUCUGGCCUCAAAGAGUGGAGGAGAUGGUUCUUGGACCCUGUAUGCCUUCUACCUCGAAGCAUUCAUCAUCAGCCACAAGCAACCGAAUUUCAUCUGUAGCUCUUCUUCCUCCUGCACUGUUUAUCAGAAGUCCAAGGUACUGUUGUCGAUGCAGUCAGAUGUACUUUGGGAGAUUGGGGCUCUGGUGUUGAUAGUUGUGGGGUGCACUCUUAUGAUCACAGCAAGUUGACUUCUGUGUAUCAUUUUGUGUAAGUUAAUGAUUUCUCAGAAGUGGGCCUUAUAAAUGAGUCUUCAUAAUUGUGAAACUCAAGGAGUGAUGAUGAGGAUAUUCUACUCUCCCCCACAUCCACAAAAGAAGAGGCCAUUCUGCUGUAAAUCUGUCUAAGAUCCUGAUGUAAGAUACCCUUUACAAUAUCAGUCUUUUCUCCUGUGUAACAUAGAGACUUUUAUGGACUGUUAGGGUUGCUGUAUUCUGUGAAAAUAAUCUCUCCACAUAAUCUUUCACUGGUUGUUGUAGUUGAUAUUUCAUACCCUGGUAAUAAUGUGAUUAUUUCCCUGUUACUAAGCAGCAUAAAUACUUGCAAGUGUGCAUGUUUGGUGGAAAAAUAAUAAUAAAAAUUCUUGUGUUAC